GCCGCCGCGCUCUCAGUCCCUCUCCGCGUCUCGGCACGAGUGUGUUGGUUUCGCGCGUCGGUGCGCCGCUGUCUCUCCCCCCCUCCUGCACAGAGCUGUGAGCCGUCGACGAGUUGAGAGAAUUUUAAGUGUUUCGCCUCUCCUACCUCCAGGACUCCGGUAAUCCGCGCACGACGCUACGGGAGCAUCAUGGCUGAGAGCAAGGGCGCGUUAAUCGCGAAGACGGUGCAAAAACACGCGGGCAGGGCGAAAGAGAAGUUUCUUCAGAAUCUGGGUAAGGUCGAUCGAACCGCGGACGAUAUAUUCGAUGAGCACCUGCAGAACUUUACGAGGCAGCAGAACUCCGCCAACAGACUACAAAAGGAGUUCAACAAUUACAUCAGGUGUGUUCGAGCGGUGCAGGCCGCCUCGAAGACGCUCAUGGACUCAUUAAAUGAGAUCUACGAGAGCCAAUGGACCGGACACGAUCUACUGUACGUGCAGGCACAAAAUCUUGACAUGCUAUGGCAAGAUUUCACUCACAAGCUCGCGGACCAAGUUCUUGUACCACUCAACACAUAUCAAAGCCAAUUCCCGGAGAUGAGGAAAAAGGUUGACAAGCGCGGACGUAAACUGGUGGAUUAUGAUAGUCAGAGACACAACUUCCAGUCAUUGCAAUGCAAUCCAAAAAAGAGGGAUGAGCUCAAAGUUUCCCGGGGGAAGGAGCUACUGGAGGAGGCAAAACGUACAUACGAACAACUAAAUUCCGAAUUGCAUGACGAACUGCCGGCAUUAUACGACUCGCGCGUUCUUUUCCUCGUCACAAAUCUGCAGACGCUCUUUGCCGCGGAGCAAGUGUUUCACACUGAAAGUGCCAAGGUAUAUUCCGAAUUAGAAGCAAUCGUUGAUAAAUUGGCUAAUGAAAGUCAGCGAGGAUCUUACACACUGAAGAAGAGCACAGAAUCACCGAAGUCGCCUAACGCAAACUCAUCUCUAAUAAUUAACACACAGACAGCGCAGAACAAUAUCUCAAGAGCUUUAGACGAUACCGCGCCCGUUGCCAGAGAUACGUCGCCGACCACUCAGAUAAACGGCAACGCUAACAGCAAUGCUAAUAGCAACGCUAACAGCAAUGAUAACUCCCUCAAUAAUCAGGAUGAGUCGCCGCAGAACGCAGUCGCGCCUGCCAAACGAGUAGAGGAACUGUACGAUAUUCCAGCCGACAGGUCCAUGACUAACGGGGCGGACUCGAUCGUUCUAGAGGCGGAAUAUGAAAAUGCUGCUAAUUUCUCUGUAGGGGCGACAACCGACAAUUUGCCGCCGGGCGUUUUGUAUAGGGUUAAAGCCACUUACAAGUACAAUCGCGAGGAUGUCGACGAGUUGUCGUUUGACGUCGGCGAGAUUAUUCGCGUCGUGGAGUACGACGAUCCCGAGGAGCAGGAAGAAGGCUGGCUAAUGGGUAUCAAGGAAGGCACCAAUGAGAAGGGUAUGUUCCCGGCAAACUUUACAAAACCGCUGUGAGAGCUGUGCUCGGUUCGCCAUUUACACUCCAAUGCUCAUCAGAGACAGCGUAUUUUACUUUAAAGUAGUUAAAGAGUCACGUAAUUAAGUGGGAGAUAAGAGACGCGCGGUCAUGCGAGAACAAUAUUGUGCAUGACGUAUGUAAAAGCAAACGAAGAGAGAAAGAGAUAAAAAAAAGAGCAGGCGACAGGUUGCAGGAGGAAUAAGGGGGAGGGAGCGGGAAGAGAAUUUGAUAAGAUAUGCUGGAGGGUACUGCGGAGAGUAUCACCCCAAAGUGCCUUUAACCCAGCCACUGUCUGUGCCAACAUUCAUUUUUAUUCGUCAAAAGAAAGUAUGGGAUUAACUCUCUCAUAUCAAACGUACAGAUACACAUCAUGAAUAAUAAUCAAACGAAAUAUUUAAGCGACUAAUAAAUAAUAUAUUGUAACAUGUAUACACAAUAAGAAAUACACGCCACACAAACACGCGAUACACAACGAUAUGCAAUAUUAUAUAAUAUAAAACGAAAUCUAUAUAUUAAAUUAAUAUUAUUUUAUGAAAUUGUACAUAGAUCUAUAUAUACGAUUUAAGAGUAUUUUAUGAGAUAACUUUGUGGCCACUGAAAAUUAUUGCUAAGAGACGUAUAUCUUCAAGUUUAAGAAAAUGCGCGCGCCACUUGUAAAACUUUGUUCCCUUAACGAGGGAGUGAGGCGAUUAUAAAAUUUUCAAGGUCCAACUACCUAUCUGCAUUCGUAAAGUAUUACACUAUUUAUUCGUUUACUUCAAGAAUGUAGCGAUAGCUUCUAUCAUACAAAAUAUCUCGCCACGAAUUGCAUGCCAAAUUUUUCAACGACGUAAUAAUAGAUAUCGAAAAGGUGAUACGUGAGAAAAAUAAAUAUUAUGAUGUAUAAAUGAGAAAUAAGAGCUUCUGUUUAUUUAUGAUUGAUGGUUCUUUUCUCCGCCUUUUUGGAGGCAUCAUGAAUUUUGUCAGCGAAGUCUGUGAAUUUUUUGUGCGCAGGUUUUAUUCAUUUGUAUCCGCAAAUUUUAUGUACAUGUAUGUAGAAAAUCGGGUAGCGACAAGAGAGCGUUUAUUAUUAUAUUAUUUUAUUACUAUUGUUAUUAUAUAUUGCUAUAAUUAUUAUCGCUCCCAUAUCUAUUCAUGUCAUCAGGAAACAAAUACGUAACAAUCCAACCCCGAAACUUUUGUAGACUCAAUCAAUACUCGUUAGAUCUGCCGAAACAAUCUUGUAUUCGCAUCUUGUGUAAUAAAUAGUGUUGUAAUAAUACAUAUGCACACGUACAUGUUUACAGCGUUAGCAUUAAGUGAAAAUAUCAGCUUUGAGAGAGAUCGUGUGUCUUUAUUUUAUCAUGCUGGUCUAAAAAACUGUGAAAGAA
Molecule: messenger RNA, 2874 nt
Organism: Monomorium pharaonis (pharaoh ant)
Lineage: Eukaryota; Metazoa; Arthropoda; Insecta; Hymenoptera; Formicidae
Gene: Amph
Product: myc box-dependent-interacting protein 1
Exons: 9
Coding region: 190-1500 (436 amino acids)
Cellular component (GO): plasma membrane; cytoplasm
Molecular function (GO): protein binding; phospholipid binding
Source: RefSeq, a predicted model, not a curated record